Messenger RNA from Neolamprologus brichardi, 4607 nucleotides. The record is from RefSeq and is a predicted model, not a curated record. Lineage: Eukaryota; Metazoa; Chordata; Actinopteri; Cichliformes; Cichlidae.
AGCCUGCCCAGUCCUUGAGGUGCAGAAGAAGAGUUUCACUGUUUGCAUCAGCAGCCGGCAGCAACAGAAAUAUGGUCCAGUGCUGAUGGCUCAGUCUGAGCUGUUCGUGACGAGAGCUUCCCCUGUGGAAGCGAGGCCCGUGGAGCUAGAUGUUCUGGGGUUCCUGCAACGUUUUGGGGAUGAAAACAGCACAGCUGAGAGAUGCUACCGCUCGCACUCCCACAGCAGCGUCCUCCAGGGUUUGCCAUUUGGUGGGGUUCCCACAGUCCUCGUCAUCAAUGUCGUAAUCUGGAUGUUUUUACUGCUGAUCUUCUCAUGUCUGAGGAAAGCUGCUUGGGACUACGGCCGCCUGGCUCUGCUGAUGGAGAAUGACAGUCUCACAUCCCUGUUUUAUGGAGAACCAAGUGAGAAAGAGAAGUCGCCUUCAGAAUCCAGUCCCUCUGACUCUGAGACCAAGGACAUGGGCUUCUGCUCAUGGCUGUCAUCUCUUUACCAUAUGAAGGAUGAGGAGAUCCGAAGUAAAUGUGGCAUUGAUGCCGUGACAUAUUUGUCCUUCCAGCGCCACAUCAUCCUGCUCAUGACAGUGGUUACCCUGCUGUCCUUGGCUGUAAUCCUGCCGGUCAACAUUUCCGGGAACCUCCUGGGAGACAGUCCCGAAAACUUUGGAAGAACAACCCUGGCGAAUGUUAGUGCAAAGGACAGCUUUCUGUGGCUGCACAGCGUCUUGGCUCUGGUUUACUUCAUUAUCACGUUGCUGUGUAUGGCUCACCAUUCGCUGCAACUGGAAUACAGAGAAGAUGAGAAGGUGGCUCGGACACUGAUGAUUACCUCCAUACCCAAGGAGAUCUCUGACCCAGGACUCAUCACCAAACAUUUCCAUGAGGCCUACCCAAGCUGCACUGUCACCGACAUCCGGUUCUGCUUUGACGUCCACAAGCUAAUGAGGCUGGACUUGGAGAGGCGCAAGGCAAUGAAAGGCAGGCUGUAUUUUGCCACAAAGUCCCAGAAGGAGGGAAAAAUCAUGAUCAAGACUCAUCCGUGUGCUCAGAUCUUCUGCUGUGACAUAUGCGGCUUUGAAAAGGUGGAUGCAGAGCAAUACUACAGUGAAUUAGAAGAGAAGCGCACAGAUGAGUUUAAUGCUGAGAAGAACCGCAUCACCAUGAAGAGGUUGGGCAUCGCCUUUGUGACCUUUCGCGAUGAGCGGAUGACUGCUGUCAUUGUGAAGGACUACGGUCGCGUGAACUGUCGUCGCAGGCCCCAGCAGUCCAGCAUCAGCACCGUGGUGCAGUCGCACAAAUGGGACGUCAGCUACGCACCUGCUCCAAGUGAUAUUAUAUGGGAAAACCUGUCAGUGUGUGGAUCUCGGUGGUGGCUCCGCUGCGUCCUCCUCAACAUCCUCCUCUUCCUGCUGCUCUUCUUCUUCACCACUCCUGCCAUCAUCGUCAACACCAUGGACAAGUUCAACGUCACAAGGCCCGUGGAGAGUCUGAGGAGCCCAGUCGUUACCGAGUUCUUCCCAACCCUUCUGCUGUGGGCGUUUUCAGUGCUCCUGCCCUUUGUUGUCUACUACUCCGCCUUCUUUGAGUCCCACUGGACCAGAUCUGGUGAGAAUCAAGUGACGAUGCACAAGUGUUUUUUCUUGCUGGUCUUCAUGGUCAUCAUCCUGCCUUCACUUGGUCUGUCCAGCCUUGACCUCUUGUUCACCUGGCUCUUUGAUGUCAACUUUCUGGAAGAGAAGGAUUUAAAAUUUCAGUGUGUGUUUCUUCCUGACAACGGCGCAUUUUUUGUAAACUACGUAAUUACAUCCAGUUUGAUUGGCACGGCUAUGGAAUUGCUACGUAUCCCUGCACUGACGGUGUACGCACUACGCCUCUGCUUUGCAAAAUCCCAAGCUGAGCGAAUUCAUGUCAAACGGAGUCAAGCUUAUGAGUUCCAGUUUGGCCUUGAGUACGCCUGGACCAUGUGUAUCUUUGCUGUCAGUAUGACCUACAGCAUCACGUGUCCCAUCAUUACACCCUUUGGUCUGCUCUAUGCGAUCCUGAAGCACAUGGUCGAUCGAUACAACAUCUACUAUGCUUAUGUUCCCACCAAACUCAACCAGCGAAUCCACAGAGCAGCCAUUAGCCAGGUCAUUGUAGCUCCCAUUCUCUGCAUGUUCUGGUUGCUCUUCUUCUCCGUGCUCCGAUUAGGUCCAAUGCAUCCGAUCACCCUCUUCACUUUAGUGUCCCACAUCUUCUGCAUUGUCUGUUAUCUCUUCCGCUUGUGCCUUAGGAAGCAACCAGACAAGUCAACAAGCUACCAGAUGUCUGAUCAACGUGGGACGCUCACUGAUGCAGACAGAAGUACCGUAACAUCCACCACCGCCUCCAGUCUUUUUGUGGCAUCUGUGUUGCUGGAGCCAGAGCUGGCUUUGACUCCGAUGCCCUCCCCGGCCCACCACAGCUAUGGCGCCAUGGCCAGCUCUCAGAGUUCAAACCAUGGGCCAGCGGAGGAAGAAGAAGGAGAGGGGGAACACACCCAGACCCGUGAGACUGAGCUCCAAGACCCACCAGACCUCUAUUGCUCCACCAUGCUCAUGGACAGCUCCAUGGGCUACCAGUAACACCAAAUCUCCACCCAAAACUGACUUCUACGUGUCCUUCAGCUGAAGAACACAGAUUACUAAAUGCCGCAAUGCUGCGUUUUCACCACUGACCUCAGACUCCAACUACGCUGCUGCCUCGGACUCUGAGACUAGACUGUGCUUGCUAGAAAGGCUGAAGAGCCUGAAGAGUAACGGAGCCUGAGAAUACAGGAGCUAAAUGCUCAUAAAUAUCACAGUUGCAGAAGAAAGCCAUUUGCCUAAACAAUCUGCCGAACCCAUCAGACACAGCUCAACAGAACAUGACACCAAGCUAAAUGUACAGAUUCUUUUAGCUAAAUGAUCAGAUGCUGAUACUGACUCUGUCUUCUUCUAUGGCUUAAUUUGCAAAUUAAAAAGGUUACAAGUAAUGCAGACUGGAAUAGAAAUGCAUUAUGGUUUCAGUCAGAGAUACUCUAUCCAUGCUGUGUCGCUUGGAAAUGAGUGGAGGCGAAAGUUCCCAUCAGAGUGGGUGGUGUGAGCAGGCUUGCCCCGACAGACUGACAGAGGGGUUUGGGCAUAGGUGAUAUCUGGUUGCUCUGUAGAAGAGCUCGGCAAGGCCGAGGGUGAGGGCAGCUAGUUGUGAAGCCAUCUGCAGUGAGACAGCAGACAGACGGACGGAGGGCCAAAUGUAACUCUGAGAUGUACUGUAAUAUAUGUACGCUCUAAACGGAGGCGCAAGCAGCUUGACUCAACCUAAAGCUUGUUGUAACUAUUAUCAAUAUAAGGUUGAUAUUUUUGCUACAGUAUUUUUGGUGUCAUUGAUAUUGUGCUUUGGGUUGGGGGCGGGAGGAAUCGAGGAUGUACAAUGAUUUGCAGAGAUGUCUCAUCUUAAUCAAAACCUUACCUAAUUAUGUUUCGACUGUACAUAUGGUCAAAGUGGAAUAGCUUGAGCUUUUUGGAAAUCUGCUAUCUCUUUUCUUGCUCACGGUUUGGUAAGAAAAUAAAGCAUGUAGCCUGUUAGCUUAGCUUAGCACAGGUUGGAGCUAAUGACCACUGAUUGUGCACUAAUUUUCUGGUAGGCGUAGCGAGAUACUCUGAGGGCAUUAUAUAGGGUAUAGUUUGGAAAGUACUUUUAAACGUCAAACUCACUUUACUGUUAGCAUUGUUAAGUCUUUGUGUAACGUUACUGAAACUUGGGGACUUGAAACAUGGAGAAAGGGCUAGCCUACAGGCAGAACCAGUAACUUUGUGGGGUGUUGAUGCCAAGAAUCUUGUCUUCACUUGUAGACACACACGGGCACCCUGGUAAGUAGUUAUUUCUAUAAUACUUUUUUUCAAGUCCACCUAAAGAAUGCAUGUGCAGUGGGUGCACUGUAGAGUAGCGUCUGGAUCAGUCUACACAGAAAAUAGGCAGGCACUUGGUUUUCUUUACAAAACCUGUAGUUUACCUUCUGAAAUUUAGAUCUCUUGGCCCCAGGGAGGCAUUUGUAUACACUGGUUAGGUACAGAGUCAUGGUAAAAACAAACUAAAUGUCUUUCAGUUCUGAGGUUUUAUUUAUCAGGACAUAAUAAAAAAAGUUAUGUCUUUAUAAGGUAACAAAAUUGGAUAAAUACAACCGAGGAUGAACAAUACAUGACAUAUUACAACAAGUCAUUAUUUAUUUAAAAAAAAUCUAAGCCAAAAAUGCAGAAGCAGUCCUCUGGAAAACUAAAUCCAUGUCAUGAUUCAGUAGCUUGUAGAAGCACAUUUAGCAGCAACAUCUUGAAGUCAUUCUUUUCUGUGCGAUGGCAUCAGUCUCUCAUAUUAUUCUGGAGAAAUAAUAGCUCACUCUUCUUUACAGAGUUGUUUCAGUUUAUUGAGGCAUUCAUUUAUGCACACCAUUUCAUUCAGGUUGAGGUCUGGUCUUUGACUGGGCCAACACUGAUUGCUUUCUUUUUCAGCCAUUCUGUUGUAGAUCUGUUGCUUUGUAUUGGAUCAUUGGCCUAUUAUGCAAACCAUUUUUGGUCGAGCUUUAGCUGUCGACCAGAUGGCCUCAUAUGUGAC